Messenger RNA from Rattus rattus (black rat), 2570 nucleotides. RefSeq names its product 3'-phosphoadenosine 5'-phosphosulfate synthase 1 (gene Papss1). Gene Ontology annotation, biological process: sulfate assimilation; 3'-phosphoadenosine 5'-phosphosulfate biosynthetic process. The coding region runs from base 125 to 1999 and encodes 624 amino acids. The transcript is spliced from 12 exons. Gene Ontology annotation, molecular function: sulfate adenylyltransferase (ATP) activity; ATP binding; adenylylsulfate kinase activity. Lineage: Eukaryota; Metazoa; Chordata; Mammalia; Rodentia; Muridae. The record is from RefSeq and is a predicted model, not a curated record.
ACGUCAGCGCGCGCCUGAUCCCUGGUGCAGGCUCCGCCCCUUCUCCCUGCUCCGCCCCGCCCCCGGCCUCUCCUACCGCUCGGCCUCGGGGCGCUCAGCAACUGAGCAUCCGCGUUCCACCGCCAUGGAGAUUCCUGGGAGUCUGUGCAAGAAAGUCAAGCUGAGCAAUAACGCACAGAACUGGGGGAUGCAGAGAGCAACCAACGUCACCUAUCAAGCCCACCAUGUCAGCCGGAAUAAGAGAGGUCAGGUGGUGGGGACCAGAGGUGGCUUCCGUGGUUGCACAGUUUGGCUGACAGGAUUGUCUGGAGCAGGGAAGACGACCGUGAGCAUGGCUCUGGAGGAGUACCUGGUUUGCCAUGGCAUUCCCUGCUACACUUUGGAUGGCGACAACAUCCGUCAAGGCCUCAAUAAGAACCUUGGCUUUAGUCCUGAGGACAGAGAGGAGAAUGUUCGCCGCAUAGCAGAGGUGGCAAAGCUGUUCGCAGACGCUGGCCUCGUGUGCAUCACAAGCUUCAUAUCGCCCUACACGCAGGACCGCAACAAUGCUCGGCAGAUUCAUGAGGGUGCGAGCUUACCCUUCUUCGAGGUUUUUGUCGACGCUCCUCUGCAUGUUUGUGAACAGAGGGACGUCAAAGGACUCUACAAGAAAGCACGGGCCGGAGAAAUAAAAGGCUUCACUGGGAUCGACUCUGAGUAUGAGAAACCAGAGGCCCCGGAGCUGGUGCUGAAAACGGAUUCUUGUGAUGUCAACGACUGUGUCCAGCAGGUCGUGGAGCUUCUGCAGGAACGGGACAUUGUCCCUGUGGACGCCUCCUAUGAAGUGAAAGAGCUGUAUGUGCCGGAGAACAAACUUCACUUGGCCAAAACUGAUGCAGAAGCCUUACCAGCACUGAAAAUCAACAAAGUGGACAUGCAGUGGGUGCAGGUUCUGGCAGAAGGCUGGGCGACUCCUCUGAACGGCUUCAUGAGGGAGAGGGAAUACUUGCAGUGCCUUCAUUUUGACUGUCUUCUGGAUGGAGGCGUCAUCAACUUAUCCGUGCCUAUAGUCCUGACAGCUACACAGGAGGACAAGGACAGGCUGGAUGGCUGCACAGCGUUCGCUCUGGUGUAUGAGGGCCGCCGCGUGGCCAUCCUCCGGAAUCCGGAAUUUUUUGAGCACCGGAAAGAGGAGCGUUGCGCCCGACAGUGGGGAACAACGUGCAGGAGCCACCCCUACAUCAAGAUGGUUCUGGAACAAGGGGAUUGGCUGAUUGGAGGAGAUCUUCAAGUCCUGGACCGGAUUUACUGGAACGAUGGCCUUGAUCAGUACCGUCUUACCCCUGCGGAGCUCAAGCAGAAGUUUAAAGAUAUGAAUGCUGAUGCUGUCUUUGCGUUUCAGUUGCGCAACCCAGUGCACAACGGACACGCUCUGCUAAUGCAGGACACCCACAGGCAGCUUCUAGAGAGGGGCUACCGGCGCCCCGUCCUCCUCCUCCAUCCGCUUGGUGGCUGGACGAAGGAUGAUGAUGUCCCUCUGAUGUGGCGAAUGAAGCAGCAUGCUGCAGUGCUGGAGGAGGGCAUCCUGAACCCUGAAACAACUGUGGUGGCCAUUUUCCCGUCUCCUAUGAUGUAUGCUGGGCCGACCGAGGUCCAGUGGCACUGCAGGGCGCGGAUGGUGGCGGGGGCCAAUUUUUACAUUGUUGGACGAGACCCUGCCGGCAUGCCUCAUCCGGAGACAGGGAAGGACCUCUAUGAGCCAACCCACGGUGCCAAAGUGCUGACGAUGGCCCCCGGCCUGAUCACCUUGGAAAUCGUUCCCUUCCGAGUUGCAGCUUACAACAACAAAAAGAAGCGGAUGGAUUACUAUGACUCCGAUCACCACGAAGACUUCGAGUUUAUUUCAGGAACCAGGAUGCGCAAACUGGCACGUGAAGGCCAGAAACCUCCCGAGGGCUUCAUGGCCGCCAAGGCGUGGACUGUGCUGGUGGAGUACUACAAGUCCUUAGAGAAAGCCUAACUUCCUGAGCCGGGCACUCUGCCAGGGACGCAGGGCUGAGCAACACAGGGGACCACGCAGUCACUGACAGCACUUCUCUGUGGGUGUCUGUCUGGACACACUUCCUGAAAUCAGGCCGUUUCCCUCCAUGUGCAUCAGCUUUGGUUUGCCUUUGAGUUCUGUUUUGAACUAGUGUAACACCGCUCUGGUUCUAAUGUAUCUUUUCCACUUAUUGUUAAUAUUCUUAUAAUACGAUUUUAAAAAAUCUCGCCUUUUUAUAUUGUAUUUAUGCUUCUGUCUUAGGAUUUUCCAAGCUGAUUUAUUAGUUAUAACCAGUAAUACACACAUCAUCUAGCUUCUCGUCCUUUAAGAAAGGGGGAAAAUCACUAAACAGUAAAGUUGGCUAGACCUCGUUCGAGGAGUUUUACAAAUUUUACAAACUAUCUGUAGCGAUUAGGUUUUUUUAUUUUACAUCAUAAAUGUAAACCGUUCCCUCUCUCCCUGUACCCCUACAUGCUGAGGUAUUCUUGCAAUCUGUGUUAAGUACUGAAUGAAUGCCUUGAUUCAAUAAAAUUAAUUUUUGGCUUAUUUA